AUGGCCAGACUCUUGGUGCUGCCGCAGGACAGUUCUGCUGGCGCCGUGAGCGGCGAGAUGCUCUUUGAGGAGUUGCGGCGGUCCUUCGGGCUGUCUCAGUGUGCCGACAAGCAGAAGGAGGCGAAGUUGCUGCAGCAUUUUUGUUCCAUAGCAGAGAACGGAGGACAGCGGCUGAACCUGAGCGCAGCAUUCGCCAAUGACAAGCCGCUGAAGGUGGAGCUUUGCUCCGGGGAAGGUGAAUGGGUCUGUGCACAAGCAGCAGCUGAUGCUGGGAGAGCCAGCUGGGCAUGCGUCGAAAACAGGCGAGAUCGCGUCUUCCGCACAUUUUCCCGUGCACUUCUCACUGGAGUGUCCCCGAACCUCUGUGUGGUUAGCGCUGAUGCGGCAGUUUUUCUUCGCAUGCUCGAAGCCGGCUCUGUAGCCCAUGUGUAUGUGAAUUUCCCUGAGCCACCUGUUCGACGCGGUCUGGGUGAUGCCGAUGCUGAAGGAGCGAAUGGCUCUGAGACUGGAGACGCUGUGGCUGCCCCGCACCUUCUGACAGCAGAGACAUUCCGCUCUGUGCGUCGGGUGCUUUCUUCUGGUGGCAAGCUUCUGAUUCAUUCAGAUAAUGUCACCUAUCUGCGGCAGCUUGCUGCUUGUUUGGGUGCUGUUGACGGCUUUGCAGACGUAGAUCCUGGCCCUGGCGCUGUCCGCGACAGUGCCAGUGGUUCGAAUCCGGACUUGGUGACAGUCUGGCGCGGACGGCCUGGAGUUGAGGCAGGCGUGCCGGAUCCGGAG
Messenger RNA from Symbiodinium pilosum, 777 nucleotides. The record is from the annotation of a GenBank genome assembly. NCBI's taxonomy places the organism in Eukaryota, Dinophyceae, Suessiales, Symbiodiniaceae.